AGAGACUAAUCGGAAAAAAUCAAAUAUUUCAAAGUUUACUACAUUACGGGAAAAUGGGCACCAACGCACUACUACGGAGCAAAAUUAUGCGGGCAUGAGAAAUGCGCCCCCGCCCCUCAAUUAUGCGCGCCUCAGCACGCUCCUCUCCCUAUGCGGGAAACAAUCCAACCUCCGCCUCGGCUCCUCCCUCCACGCCGCGAUCAUCAAAACACGCCCCAACUUCGCGCCCGACCCAACCAUCUCCCGCCACGUCACCGUCGCGUGGAACGCGCUCGUCUCAAUGUACUCGAAAUGCGGCCGCUUAUGCGACGCGUGCAAGGUGUUCGACGAAACGCCUCAGAGAGACUCGAUAUCCUUCAACUCCAUCAUCUCGGGGUGUUUGAUGCGCGACGAGGUGAAAUUGGCGUUUGGGUAUUUCCGGGCGAUGCGGCGCUUCGAUUCGUGCCCGGUCGACCGCGCGACGCUCACGACCACGUUGUCGGCGUGCGCGGCGCCGCAGCUGCUUUUCGCGUGCGAAAUGGUGCACGGGUUGGCGGUUUUGAGCGGGCACGAGCAGGUGGUUUCUGUGGGGAAUGCUUUGAUCACCGCGUACUUCAAAUGCGAGCGCCCCGGCGCUGCGCAGAAGGUGUUCGGUGAAUUGCGCGAGAGGAACGUGAUCACGUGGACCGCCAUGGUCUCCGGCUUGGCGCAGAGCAAUUCAUGUGAGGAGAGCUUAAUUUCGUUUCAAGAGAUGCGGCGCCUCGUCGAAGUCAACUCUUUGACUUAUGCGAGCGCACUUUUGGCUUGCUCCGGAUCGCUGGCCCUCGAAGAAGGUCGACAAAUUCAUGCCCUUGUCAUGCGAUCCGGAUUUGCUAUGGACUUUUGUGUUGAGAGUGCUCUCAUGGAUGUGUACUCAAAGUGUGGAAUGAUAGACGACGCGCUCCGGAUAUUUCGGUGUUGCAGAAACCCUGACGAUAUUUCGCUAACAGUGAUUCUUGUGGGUUUCGCGCAGAAUGGAUUGGAAGAAAGAGCGUUUGAGCUUUUUGCGGAAAUAGUAGGGAAAGGGAUCGAGAUCGACGUGAACAUGGUCUCGGCUGUUUUGGGAGCAUUUGGGGCCUUCGCGCCAUUUAUACUCGGCAAGCAAAUCCAUGCACUGGUUAUCAAAAAAUGUUUUUAUUCAAAUAUCUUUGUGUGCAACGGGCUCGUCAACAUGUACUCAAAGUGCGGUGAACUUAGUGACGCAAUCCAACUGUUCGACCAAAUGUCUUACAAGAAUGUGGUUUCAUGGAACUCGAUCAUCGCGGCACUCGCACGCCAUGGCCAUGGUUUGAAGGUCUUCGAACUCUACAAGUGCAUGAAAGAGGAAGGUAUAAACCCUACCGACGUAACAUUCUUGUCAUUACUUCAUGCCUGUAGCCAUGUUGGUUCGCCAGAAAAAGGAAUAGAAAUCCUGAAUUCGAUGCAUUCGGACUAUGGUUUAACCCCAAGAAUCGAGCAUUAUGCUUGUGUUGUCGACAUGCUGGGCCGAGCCGGGCUUGUGGAAGAAGCAAAAGCAUUUAUAGAAGGAUUGCCUAUCGAGCCCGAUGCUCUUCUUUGGCAGGCUUUGCUCGGGGCGUGUAGCAUACAUAACAAAUUGGAGAUGGGGAAAUAUGCGGCACAACAACUGAUUUGCGUUUCACCGGAGUGUUCUGCGGCUUAUGUACUAUUAGCCAAUAUCUAUUCAGCUGAAGGGAGAUGGGAGGAAAGAGGGAGAAUAAUGAAGAAGAUGAAGGAGAUGGGCGUGAAGAAGGAUACGGGGAUGAGUUGGAUCGAGGUCGAGAAGGAGGUUCAUGUAUUUGUCGUGGAUUCUAGGGUUCAUCCUCAAAACGCGAUGAUUAAUGAGGUGCUUGGUCAACUCAAUGCGGUUGUUAAUGAUCUUAAGAAUGUGGUGGAAAAAAGGUUAUCAUUUGAUGACUUGGAGAUAUAGAGAUUCACAAAAUUAUACAGGUGUUUUGCAAACGGAAACCACCGAACUUUUUGCCGGUGCGAAAUUGAAUGAGCAUUCGGGUGCUAACAGAAGAAGCUCUAUUUAAGGCGGAACAAUUUGGCAUCUAAGGUGGAUACCAAUGAAAGAGUCGAUAGAGCUUUAUCAAAUCGGUUUACUCAAACAACACUCUUAUAGAAGCUUCGACCUUCAAUAUUUUCCAUAAACGCUCGUUAAAGAGGGUAAGAAUUAGCAAAAUUUUCUUUGAUUCUUUUUCCAGAGUUGACCUAAUUUGUUUGCAGUAAUACUAAAUUUACCUAAAAUUGUCCUCUCUUGAGUUGUUUUCUUCACAGGUGGUGUAUUCAUUGUUUCAAAAUGGGACACACCACUUUUUCUUCUCUUACAGUGGAGCCUCAGAAAAAGAGUGUACUUAAAUUGUCAAUAGUGGGGCUUUAGAAGAAGUGAAAUGAGUAAAUACCGUUGUACUAUGCAGCAAUUCCACUGUUUUUGAAACUUUUUAUGAUCUAUGUAAGCUUAAGAACACAAACUUGUUUGAAAUAUUAUGUACAUCUUGAUUA
Molecule: messenger RNA, 2520 nt
Organism: Ananas comosus (pineapple)
Lineage: Eukaryota; Viridiplantae; Streptophyta; Magnoliopsida; Poales; Bromeliaceae
Product: pentatricopeptide repeat-containing protein At3g05340
Exons: 2
Coding region: 95-1945 (616 amino acids)
Biological process (GO): RNA modification
Molecular function (GO): protein binding; RNA binding
Source: RefSeq, a predicted model, not a curated record